Molecule: messenger RNA, 553 nt
Organism: Frankliniella occidentalis (western flower thrips)
Lineage: Eukaryota; Metazoa; Arthropoda; Insecta; Thysanoptera; Thripidae
Product: procathepsin L-like
Cellular component (GO): lysosome
Molecular function (GO): cysteine-type endopeptidase activity
Source: RefSeq, a predicted model, not a curated record
ACGCCGCAAGAGGUGGUGAAGAAGCACACGGGGCUGCUGCUGUCCAAGAGGAAGCCCCGGGGCUCCGAGUACGACUACAGCCGGGUCACGGGGCGCCACAUGCAGCACAUGCCGCCGUCCUUCGACUGGCGCGAGAGGGGCGCCCUCACCGAGCCCAGGAACCAGGCGACCUGCGGCUGCUGCUGGGCCUUUGCCGCGACGGCCGUCAUGGAGGCCAAGAACUUCAUCCGCAGCAAGACGCUCGUCGCGCUCAGCGAACAGAACCUGCUGGACUGCGACACGCUCAACGAAAAGUGCGACGGUGGGACGCCUUGGGACGCGUUCGACUGGAUCCAGUCCAACGGCGGCCAGGAGGAGAACGAGAAGUACCCUUACGAAGUGAUGCCCGACAAGUGCCGCCAGGACCCCAGCAGGAUAGUCAAGCUCCAGGUGCGAGGGUACAUGAUCGUCAGGCCCGCCGUCGAGGAGAACGUCAUGGGGGCCCUGCUCGCCGAGGGUCCCCUCACGAUCGCCGUCAACGCCAAUCCGGUCACUUUCCAGGACUACAAGGAAG